AUGGACGAAAAGAGGACAUCGAGGGAUCUCGCCCAGUCGACGCUCGAUGAGCACGCUUUACAGCCCGCCGAGUCGGGCCAGGGUCGGCGCCAAUCCGCAGCCUUAAAUUUGAUCGAGAACGUCCUCAAGCGCAAAUCCGAGGCCGACGCGGCUCACGAUGCCGAGGCCUUUGCCCAGUCGCACAACAUGCCCGAACACGCCCAGCUGUUUGGCCGAGCUGCCCUCGUAGCCCGCGAUCCCGAGAGAUUCGAGCUCAUUUCCCAGCUGUCCGACGAGGAGCGAGCCGCCCUCGUGUACGAGCGCGACCACAAGUGGCAUGGGCCGUUUAUGCUCUGGUACUCGAUUGCUCUUUGCGCCAUUGGGGCUGCUACCCAGGGAUGGGAUCAGACAGGCGCCAACGGAGCCAACCUGUCCUUUCCCAAAGAAUUCCACAUCGACAAGCAAGGCACAGACGAGUGGAUUGUAGGCUUGAUCAACUCCAUCAUCUUCCUUACUGCCGGUCUCAUCGGCGCCUUCAUCGUAGAUCCCCUCAACCACUAUCUCGGCCGACGAGGUGAAAUCUUCCUUACAGCCGCCUGUUUGACCGCCACGCCCAUCGGCUCCGCUUUCGCCAAGUCAUGGCAAGGCCUUUUUGCCGCACGAUUCGUCAUGGGCAUCGGCAUCGGCGCCAAGAAUGCCACCGUGCCAAUCUACUCGGCCGAGAUGGCACCAGCCAGGACUCGAGGCGCCCUUGUCAUGUUCUGGCAGCUCUGGGUCGUUGUCGGCAUCUUCUUGGGCUUUGCCGCCAACGUCAUUGUCAAGGAUGUCGGCGACAUCGCCUGGCGGUUGCAGUUUGGCUCCGCCUUCAUCCCGUCCUUUAUCCUCAUGGCCGGCAUCUUCUUUUGCCCAGAGUCCCCGCGUUGGCUCAUGAAGCACAAUCGACACGACCAGGGAUUCAAAUCCAUGCUUCGCCUGCGAGCCCAUCCAAUCAUUGCAGCAAGGGACUUUUACUACUCCUAUGUCAACUAUGAGGAAGAAAAGAAGAUUGCCGGUGGGUCUAGUUACUUCUCCCGUCUGUGGGAUUGCUUCGCCGUACCGAGAAUCCGACGAGCCAACUACGGCGCUUCUACGGUCAUGAUUGCGCAGCAAAUGUGUGGCAUCAACAUCAUUUCCUUCUACAGCUCGUCCAUCUUUGAGAGCGUCGGCUACUCUGCCACAGAGGCUCUGUAUGCUUCUCUCGGAUACGGCGCUAUCCAAGUCGUUUCCACCAUUCCGACUCUGUUCCUGAUAGACACUAAGGGACGACGAACCCUGACCAUGAUUACGUUCCCGCUCAUGUGCAUCUUCCUCUUGGCCGCGGGUCUUUCGCUCCUGCCCAACGGCGCCUACCAUAUUGCUCCCACAGAUCUGAACCAGAACCCAGCCGGCGACAUGAGAUCGCGGGGAGCGAGAAUAGGGCCCGUCGUGCUCUUCGUCUACCUGUUUACCAUUUGCUACUCUCUGGGAGAAGGUCCCGUCGCAUUCCAGUACUCGGCCGAAGUCUUCCCCACUAUUCAGCGUGAACAAGGCAUGGCUUGGGCCGUCUGCAUCAACAACACAUUUGCCGGCAUCCUCGGGUUGACCUUUCCCCGCAUGAAGACAGUCAUGACUGCCACGGGUGCUUUCGGUUUCUACGCUGGUCUCAACUUGAUAGCCUGGUUCAUGAUAUUCUGCUUCGUCCGCGAGACGAAGCAGCUCACUCUGGAGGAAAUAGACCAGGUCUUUUCCGUGCCAACCAAGAAGUUUAUUCACUACGAACUUACCGAGUGGCUACCAUGGUUCAUCAAGCGUUACGUCUUUAUGCAGAGAAUUCCGCGACCGCCACCCAUCAUCGAGAAGGCCGAGAGACCGGAUGCCGUCAAGGAAGCCUGA
This is a messenger RNA of Ustilaginoidea virens, 1890 nucleotides long. RefSeq lists its product as uncharacterized. Gene Ontology annotation, cellular component: membrane. The record is from RefSeq and is a predicted model, not a curated record. Gene Ontology annotation, biological process: transmembrane transport. Gene Ontology annotation, molecular function: myo-inositol:proton symporter activity. Bases 1 to 1890 code for a protein of 629 amino acids. The transcript has 10 exons. Lineage: Eukaryota; Fungi; Ascomycota; Sordariomycetes; Hypocreales; Clavicipitaceae.